Messenger RNA from Osmia bicornis bicornis, 1912 nucleotides. RefSeq lists its product as uncharacterized. The transcript is spliced from 6 exons. Gene Ontology annotation, molecular function: growth factor activity; growth factor receptor binding. Gene Ontology annotation, biological process: positive regulation of protein autophosphorylation; positive regulation of cell population proliferation. Gene Ontology annotation, cellular component: membrane. Lineage: Eukaryota; Metazoa; Arthropoda; Insecta; Hymenoptera; Megachilidae. The coding region runs from base 532 to 1494 and encodes 320 amino acids. The record is from RefSeq and is a predicted model, not a curated record.
GUUAUCAAUCAUAUUCGCUCCUCUCCAAUUUCAUCGAAUAAAAAAAAUAAAUAAAAUAAAAAAACAGAAAACAAAUUAUCUUGGCACCCGAUAGAUAACGAAUCGCUCAUUAACACCUUCGCCCUGAUAAAGAUCGGAGAGUUAACGCAAAAAGAAAGAGAUAGAACCGUAUCACGAGCUGAUCGUGUGGUCUAUUGCGAUUCGUACGUGUGAGGGGCUCGCGUGUGUGUAACAAGAAAUACGCUCGGAGACGUAUUCGCUCGUGCAGUCGAUCGCGACGCGAGCAGAGGAACCUGCUCAGGUGUGACUUGUCGCGGUUUUUCCGUGCGAGUGCAAUGCAAACUGCGCUACCUUGUGCCUCGUAAACACGUGUUGUUACCUAAGUUCCUAGUAAUUAACGAAUUACUGACGCCACCAAACACCUGCCUACGUUUGCAGGCAAGAAACACUCUGGUCGCGCGUCAAACAAUUUGCAUACGAACGAUCUUUUUAUAUAUUGAUAUUUUAGCGAGCGCGCAGAAGGGAAGAAGCAUGUAUCGGUUUAGCCGUAAAACGAUCGUGUUCGCAAUUAUCUGUGGAUUGGUCGUGGCACAGAACGACGACCUCAACUUCCACGGUGAUUCUGACAGCUUGGUUUUCCCUGGCCCGAGCGGCAGGAAUGGAAAGUCGAAGCCAACCGUGGGACCAGCCAACAGAUUUGCAGCUACUGACAACGAACUGGAGAGAUCGCUGCAAUUAGCGAAGAAAAUCAAUUCCGUCACAUCGGUUGACGAGUUCCUUAACCUUGUCCAUGGUGUACCAGAUAGCGAGGCCUUUUCUCUUAGCGGUAGAAUGGGAGAGACCGGUGAACGUUCGAACGCCGAACGACCUGUUCCAGCUACGUGUACACCGGAAUUACAAACAGUUCCUCUGAAACAAGACGCCGAUCCUUCAACUAUUUAUUACCCCUCAUGCACCCGGGUUAAAAGAUGCGGAGGUUGUUGUAGCCAUUCGUUGCUUUCCUGCCAACCGACCGCUGUGGAAACUCGAAAUUUCGAAGUGCUCGUGACGUCGAUCGAACAAUCUUAUGGAUUGACCUAUAAAGGAAAACGGAUUGUGCCAUUAGAGGAGCACACGAAAUGUCAGUGCGACUGCAGAAUUAAGGAGGAGCAUUGUAACGAGAAGCAAUCCUACAUACCAGCGGAAUGUAGAUGCAUGUGCAACAACGUCGACGAGGAGGAGAAGUGUUACAAGAACAACGACACGAAGAUCUGGAAUCCAGAACUUUGUACCUGCUUUUGUAGAGAGGAGCAAGAAUGUUCUACUGGCUUUUACUUCGAUCAAAAUACGUGCAGAUGCCGACAAGUACCAUUGUCCAGGGCUUGGUUUCCAGCCACAAAAGGAGCUGAUUAUGGAUUUAGUCAAACACAAAAGCCAGAUGUACCACCGGUGAUAAUCGCAUUAGAUGCAACAGAUCCCAGAAGAAAACCUAAGCAGGACCCGGAAUACAAAUAAAGAUGGAUAUUUAAAAGAUAGAUCACAAGACUUAUAAAGACAGCUAUUUAAUGGAACAUGCUUAUGGUUUGACCCUCUCCCUGUGUGCCAUUCAAUUACAACAUACACCAUGUAAUUAUAGUAUUUAUGUGAUAGUAUUACUUCAACAUUGCAGGAUAUAAGUCACUGUAUUUUUAUAUAUCAAGAGACUUUGUGAUAGGAUAAAAUACAAUUAUUUAAGAUACAAUAUGUAUCUAUAAAAUAUUACAAAAAUUAAAUAUGUAUUUAUUGUUCUACUUCUACGCUUUCGUUCGAGCUACUUUGUGUCUCAUCAACAAACGACAUCUCACGCUUCUUGGCAUUUUGCAUAUACAAUGCUACUGCAUUAUUAACCUUUAAUAAAACCUCAUAAUUCUUGCUUAUGGAGGUAAUAGUUGAA